CUCAGGAGAGGCAAGCCUCAAAUUAUUCUUGGUGCCCACCUUGUAUCUCAGGAAGAGAAACUUGAACAGAUGUUUUCCAUUAAAAGGGCAGUUUCCUACCCAUGCUAUGAUCCUGAGACAUUUCAAGGAGAUCUCCAACUCCUACAGCUAGACGGUAAGGCAACCAUGACCAAAGCUGUGGGGAUCCUUCACCUCCCAAAGAGAGGAGACGAUGUGAAACCCCACACCAAGUGUCACGUGGCCGGAUGGGGGAGCACCAAAAGAGACUCCUGCAAAGUUUCCAACAUCUUGAGAGAGGUCAACGUCACGGUGAUUGACCGAAAAGUCUGCAACGGUCCCUCGCAUUACGACUUCAAGCAGGUGGUGGACAAGGGCAUGGUCUGCGCUGGAGGCAAGAAAGGGGAAGACGAGUCGUGCAGCGGAGAUUCUGGAAGCCCUCUGAUCUGUGAUAAUGUUUUCAGAGGGGUCACUUCCUUUGGAAAAUGUGGUGACCCCAAGAAGCCUGGUGUCUACACUCUCCUUACAGAUAAAUACCUCAGCUGGAUACAGAAAACUAUUGCAGGAACCAUAUGACAUGGUUCCUGGGAAGCAGGUGCCUGAAAUCAUCACUGGAAGAGCUCAAACAAAAGGGACUGGAACUUCUCCUAUCCCAGACAGCACUUGUCAGUCCCAACUGCACCAGCCAUGGCUUGUCUGAACCAGUCACCAACUACCUGCUUGCACUGCUAAGACUGCAGCUUCACAUUUAACUCUCUCUAUGGCGAGAGAGAGAGCCUCGAGAAGAGAGAGAGCCCUGCCUUCAAAAUAACCUUGCUUUAUUCAGAUAGUGAGGCACAAUGCUUCCCUAUGUUCUGCUUAAAAGAAGCCAAUCCCAGGGAAAGCCAGAAUAAUCUAUGCUCUCCCAAAUACAGACCCCCAAAUACCUGCGGCCCUUCCAAUUUUGUGUGUGUAUGUGUGAAUUUUUAUUAUUAUUGCAAAUAGAUUAUUCUCAGGUCUGGAGAGAUGGCUCAGAGGUUAAGAGCACUGGCUGCUCUUCCAACGGUCGGUCCUGAGUUCAAUUCCCAGCACCCAUGUGGUGGCUCACAACCAUCUGUUGCCCUCUUCCGGCUUGCAGGUGUACAUGCAGACAGAACACUAUACAAAAUAAAUCAGAAAGAGAGGAAGAGAGAAAGAAAAUAGAUUCUUCUUUCAUAUAGUACACCCCAACCACAGUUUCACCUCCCAUCACUCCUCCUAGCCUCCCUCACCUUCCCUCUCCCACAGAUCCACUCCCCUCCAUUUCCUCUUCAGAAAAAAAAGCAAGGUUCCAUGAGAUGACUUCCAGAUGGAACAAAACAAGACACAAUAAGAGAAGGCAAGAGCCCUAAUAUCAAGGCUGGACGAGGCAACGCAAUAGGAGGAAAAGAGUCUUAAGAGCAGGCAAGAGAGUCAGCGAUAUACCUGUUCCCACUGUUAACUUGUUAGCUUGAGAACAUCAAGCUAACAGCCACAACAUAUACACUGAGGACCUGGCGCAGACCCACGCAGGCCCCGUGCUUGCUGCUUCAGUCUCUGUGAGCCCAUGUGAGCCCUGCUCUGUUGAUUCAGCGGGCCAUGUUCUCCUGAUGUCCUCCAUCUCCUCUGAUUCCUACAGUCUUCCCCCUCUCUCUUUUCCACUGAGUUCCUUGAUCUCCUGAGAAGAGGGACCCAAGGGAAACCUCUCACAUAGUCUCUCUCCCCACAUAAUGUCUGGCUGUGGCUCUCUGCACCAGCUCUCAUCUGCUGCCAGAGGAAGACCAUCUAAUGAC
This is a messenger RNA of Meriones unguiculatus (Mongolian gerbil), 1787 nucleotides long. RefSeq names its product granzyme A-like. NCBI's taxonomy places the organism in Eukaryota, Metazoa, Chordata, Mammalia, Rodentia, Muridae. Gene Ontology annotation, biological process: proteolysis; positive regulation of apoptotic process; negative regulation of oxidoreductase activity. Gene Ontology annotation, molecular function: serine-type endopeptidase activity. The transcript has 3 exons. The annotation marks the transcript as partial. The record is from RefSeq and is a predicted model, not a curated record.